GUGCUCUUUAGUUAAACAUGAAAAUCCGGAGGUUAUGUAGUUGAAACUUUUACUUGGAUGUUUGUGUAAUAUUGUAACAUCAGUAUGAUUUUUUUUUAUAACAAUAUAAUCCUUUGACACUAGAUACUGAUGAUUUACUUGGUGAUUGUUUAAACAGUUAUUUACUAAAAAAAUGAUACGUGACUGGAAUUGGUGGAGAUAGUUUUCAUUAUUACUAUUCCGGUAUGCAGAAAGAGAAAGAUGAGUCAUAUUUAUAACCGUAUGAAUCACUACUUAUUUAAUAAAUGUGAUUGUUAAAUUGUAACUCUUGUAGGGUUAAUUAAUUUUUAUUAACAACUUGAUGAUGACGACGACCAUGUACGAUGACUUCUAUGAGCAGAGCGCCUGGUGUUACUGGGUCGUUUCUGUCGCAACAUUAUUGUCUUUUGUUGGAUUUAUUGUUGCUUGUAUAUGCAGUUGCAGACACGGUGAAAACAAGAGCGAGUUUCUGGGACUACCGGGUAUGGUAACAAUCACCCAUGCUGAUAAUGACGAUUACGAUGGCCAGCCAACAUUAUCGGAUAUCACACCAGUUGUUACCCAAGACACUGUGGACGGUGGAAAAAGGUGCCAAGCCCAUGACCUGGCAUGGCAGCAUGAUCCCUUAACGAGUGGAGCAAACAGAAGUCUACCGGAUAUUCCAAAAGAUCGAAACGUGGGUACUGAUGAAAAUGGAAUUAGUUCGAAUCCUCAAGAUAUAAUCUACGAAGCCACUGAAAUAAUGAACGACUCGUCGGAAUUGUACGCUACGGUAAGAGAUAAAAACUCUAAGCGGGAUAAUGAGAGAGGAACGCGAACAAGCUCGCAAGAAUCUUCCUCGCUACAGGAAGAUGACAGUGUGUCACCCUAUGCAAGAUUAAAUACUCUAAAUUCGACGCCAGAUGAACACCCGUACGCACAAGUACAAAGUGUCCAGAAGUCUGAAGUUAAUCGGCAAAAUAGUUUUAGAAAUCCUAGUCAGAUGACGGACAACGUUGCCUGUACGUCGAACAGUCAGCCAACAAACCCAGUGGCACCACCUAGAACACGCAGAUCAUCGUCACACAAUUCGUUGCUCAACACUGAAGUAACGACGUGUGACAUUCAGGCGGCAAAUGCUAUAACUGGAGGCGUACAAGCGAACCAAGAUUUGCCUUAUAUGACUCCACCAUUAUUGAUGCCUUUACCGCGGCCUCCGCAACCUCAACACAAUGGACCGCCGCAACAUUUUAGCGGAGAUUCACAAGAUUCUAAUAAAGGAUACACCAGUAUCAGCGUACGUGAACCUCUUGCGAAUAUAAUUGCUCAAACUAAAGCUGCACAUCAAAAUCGACAAAAUUCUCGGCCUGUUCAAGACUCGCAUUAUGCUACUGUGUCCGAUGAUUCAGACGAAAUGUACGCAGCGAUUGAUGAACAAGAAAAAAUUUAUACCAGCGGUAGUGAAACUUAUGCGCAAAUUCAGCCGAUGAUCAGCGAACAAAGUCGAGCUGUAGUACACGGAGAGCCGCCUCUGCUUCAUCAACCACCUCCGAGGAUCAUUCCUGAGGAACCAGUAGUAUUUUCUGCGCCCCAGCCACCCAGUGUUGAUAGUCUUCGGCACGUCGCACAUGCACAUUCGCGUCAGGCUUCGUCUUCCAGUGCGACGAGUUCGAUUGCUAACCCCGGAUCUCCAAAACCUGAGAAGCGACAAGCUAAUUCUCCGUUACCACCACCCCCACCGCCUUUACCUGCAGGCUCCACUGAAGGAACUACAGACGUGUAUGCUCUCAUUGACAAACAACACAAGAAACCAGAUGAUCAUCAAGCUCCGCUCAGUCACUCGUGUCUCGUUCCCGGUAAAUCUGUCGAAGAUAUGUAUGCUAAAGUGCUGAAGAAGAAACGGGAAUCUGAAGAAGAACACUCAGGAGCUAAUGUGCAAGUAAAUGACGUUCAAAUUCCAGGAAAGAAGCUUAAUCUUGUAGAGAUCAGUCGAGCCUCGUGGUCAAGUCACGAUUCAGUAGAAAUAAACAAAAGGGAACCAGAGAUUAGAGCGUCUGUUCCGCCAGAUAUUCUUAAUCUCGAGUCUAGUAUUGAGUUCAGUGUUGUCGCGAGGAAAUACGAGUUAGAUCGCGUGACUCCUGAUCAUGUAUUCGAGCCCAUGAACACAAUAACACAGAGGACAAUAAAUUCUGUAAGCGAACCCAAUGAUCCUAAUUAUGAGAUGCUCAGGCCUCCGUAUUCUCGAGCUGAAGACUCGAAACUUACCUCUCAGCCGUCUACUAGUAUGAGAAACGGUAUAGACGUUUUAUCGUUUUACUCAGUACCUUUUAAGCAUCGCCAGGUAAGCAAUGCCAGCAGUGAAGAUCCAGGCUACGAGAAAGUAAGACUUCGCCGGCGUGUUGAUGUCGAUGGAGACACUGACUCCGAGCCAAAUUAUGAAAGCAUGCCUCAUGAUCAUGGCGAACCUAAUUAUGCUUCUGUUUGCCGUCCAGGUGACAGCGACACCGAUCCUAAUUAUGAGUCCGUACAUCACAGUGAUCCUAAUUACGAGAGUGUUAGGUACAUGAGUGUUACUAAAAAUUCAAUCGCCGAUCCACCCUACGAACAAGUUAAUUCGUAUUCGGAGACACGAUUAAAUGUUGACGGAUACGAAAAAGUCAAAUGUAAACAAAAUGAUGAUCCUAAUUAUGAAAAAAUUCACAAUACAUUAUCCAGAGAAAAAGAUCAUUUUAAUAACACAGACAAUGCUGAUCCUGAUGACGAUCAGUAUGUUCAAGUUUGAAUUAUUUAUAUUUAUCAAUUAAGUGGAUCAUCAUUAAUGUAGUGACGACGUCUUAUAGUACAAGAAAAUUAAUUUUAAAAUUAAUAAUUUUUUACAUUUAUAUAAUAUAUAUUAAAAAUAUAUCUAUAUAUAUAUAUAUUAGAGAUAUUACGAGUUGAUAAAUCAAAGAUUUAUCAUUUAGUCGUACAAAUAACAGAAUGAAAUUUUUUACGUCUUUGCCAUUAAUAUUUAUAUUAUUAAUUAAACUAAUAAUUAUUAUUUCUGAUAAGUUUUAGUAUGCAAUCAUUUUUAUAACAAAACGCCGUAAAUAAUUGAAAUACUAAUGAAAAUAAAUAAAAAAUAGUAAUGACGUAUUUUAACUCAGAUAAGACUGAUAAAGACUUGAAGUGAUAAAUCAUCAAGUGCACGAUCAAGUUAUGAACACAACGAACAGAUUAAUAUCAAUUUGAACUAAAUCAAUCGCUAACAGGUAGAUUUGAUUUUAUAAAAAAAUUUGGUUAUAAUUUAUAGGAAAAAAAAAUUUUUUUCUAAAAAUUGAACGUUUCGAUUGUAGUUGAAAAAAAUAUCGAAAAGUUUUU
Molecule: messenger RNA, 3357 nt
Organism: Cotesia glomerata
Lineage: Eukaryota; Metazoa; Arthropoda; Insecta; Hymenoptera; Braconidae
Exons: 4
Coding region: 341-2779 (812 amino acids)
Source: RefSeq, a predicted model, not a curated record